CUGGCGUGACGUGAGGAGAGAGAAAGCUAAAGGGGAGGGAAUUGGCAGGAUCCGUUCACCGUUCAACUUCAGUAGUAUUAGCCUCAUUUCCAAUUGAGAAUAGGCUAAAUCCAAGCAAAAGCCGCAGUGGGCUACAUCGACUGCAGAAUUUAAUCAACCGAACGAAAAGUAUAUAUAGCCUAUAGCUCUUGUGACAAUACAAAGCAAAGUAAUUAUUUAGUAGUUAACUAACGUAGAUUAUACAUUUGAAGGCAUUUAACCGGAAGACUGAGAAACUAAAUUGAUAUUUAUUGAUAGCAUAUUUAUUAUAUAUUCUUUAUUUAUAAAUUCAUUCAUUUCGAACGGGAAGAUGAACGGGAUAACUCGGAGCAUGUGUACUUUUGACGACGUCAGAACGGACGAUAAAGCUAAGGACCACUGCAGGAGGCUCAGGCUGACUCUACACGAGCAGAACCAGCAGCAUCGGACCCCGGCCCAGCCCAGGAGCAAGCCGAUUGGCCGAGCGUUUGCAUUGGUGCAGCCCUCCAGCGAGAGGCAGCCAGUGAAGUUUGAUUCCAUCAGACCAACGGAAGAAAAGGUCGAGAUCAUAAAGGUGUACCUGGAGGGGCGUAAGAAGGAGCAGGCCAGAGACCAGCAAAACCUGAAGAUGUUGACGGAUGAAGUCUCUCAGAUACAGGAGGUCAGGUACUGUCUGAAAACCCUGAGGGAGGUUAUGGCAGCGAGGAACAAUAACAACAACGGAGAGCAGAAGUUCCCACCCAAUGGCUACACAGUCCAUGUGGCGAGCAGUCAGCCCCCGGCGUCCAGUCAGAAGGACGACAGCGCUGCUGCAGAAGAGCAGGACUGGGAGGAUGAGCAGGAGAGUGCCCGUCUGAGGGAGGUGAGUAAGCGGUUAUACGGGCAGCUCCAGGAGGCAGAGAGGAGGCACCAGGAGGACAGGGAGCGGCUGCAGGCUGAGAGUGGUCAGUACAGGCAGCAGCUGAGUGAGCAGGGGGAGCGGUUGGUGCGGGCGGAGGAGGGGGUGGAGUCUCGGGACCGGCGAAUCGAGGAGCUGCAGCGGCUGCUGAGUGGCAUGCAGCAGGAGAGCGCCGCCCUGCAGGAGAAGAUGAGGAACAGCGAGGAGGAGCUGCUGCACCUGCGGGAACACAAGGAGGAGUCCCAGAGGUCAGAGCAGCUGGAGAAAGAGCUGGCCAUCAUGAAGGAGAAGAUCCAUCACCUGGACGACAUGCUGAAGAGCCAGCAGAGGAAAGUCCGCCACAUGAUCGAACAGCUGGAGAAUUCGCGGACGGUGAUCCAGGAGAGAGACCACAUGAUCCGGGAGCUUGAGGAGAGGGUGGCUUACCUGGAGGCAGAGAACAGAGAGCUGCAUGACCAGAUGGAUUACUUCCUCGGGGGUCAGAGGCCCAACGCCAAUCAGUCCUCUGCAGAGCGUAGCCCACAGAUCGUGUACAGCUCUGGCGCCAGGAAGGGCGUGGCCACGGGGCCACUGGCCCGCCCACUCUUACCUUUUACCUAAUUGCAACACGUACGGUAAUGGGACCGUUGCAUGCCCUCCCGUCCACUCUGAGACUUUAGAGGGGGUUUCGGGAUAUAUUUGGCCCCUGCACUGAAAUGAUUCCGGCACCCCUGCCCCACAGACACCAGACUCAUUGGGCUCAUUCCAGCCGCGGAUUUUUCUCCUCUUUUUUCUUUUCCUUGCUCCUGAGGUCCGCCAUCUUUAAGGACAUUCCAAACCGUUAAAUGUUCCUUCAAGGAGCAAGAAGUAGAGGUUAGGAACUCUCAAUCUUGCCUCUGAGCUAGGAAACAUGAGCGCAUCCUUUGCGGAAGUAUUUUUUCGGAAAGCGUGACGUAUACAUGAUUGGAUCCGCCUCUCCCCAUCUGCCAUGUAUCUGCCGUGUCUGUAACUGACGUGGCUUCGUCCUGGCAUCGGAAGGAGCAAUGAUAUUCCAUUUGCCUCAUUCACUUUUUCUCGAUUUUCACUUAUUUUUCUAUCCUCUCCUGAUGGGUGGGCCUAGGAGUAGAAAAAGGAGCAAGGAAAAGAGAAAAGAGGAGCGACUAAAAUGAAAAAUAAGCGAUUGGAAUGAACCCAUUAUUUGAAAAAGAUAUCGGUUGUCGUUGUUUGUGUGUGCCGUUGCUGAGCGCUGAACGCUUUGUGUUUCUUUUUAUGACCGCAGCAAGCCACUCCGGCCGUCAAACCACGGCAACAAGUCUCUGCCCUUCAUCAAGGUCAUCGAGAUCAAGUCCUGAGCUCCCUCGGGCGGACGAGAGGCCUGCUGACGGCCACAAACACCACAGAAACACCUCAGAGUAUUACCCACCCUCCCUCUGCCCCGGGAACACCCUCAUCUCUGCCUACGUACGGGAUCAGUGUAGGCACCGGUAUGGACGGACAUGAACAUAGUAGGCAUCGGUUUACAGAGAUUCUUCUUUAAAAGUCUUUUCUCAUAUCCUGUCAGAGUCCAUCCCAUUUAAGUGAAGCAGUCUGAGUCGGGCUUUAGCGCGUAAUGUAGCGGGGACUUAAUAUCUUCAUUGAAUCAGCAGAGGAAAGUCUGUGUCUCAGGGCUGUGGAUACUGCUGGCCCUGCCCUGGCUGCUGCUCCUCCCCUUGAACCAGGAGACGGAUCUAUUCAUUCAGUUCAGUCUUCCUGGGAUGAAAAAUCAGGUCAUUGAUUAACAGGCUACUACAAAGAUUGGGUUUCGGGAGUCUGGUCUGGGUCAUUGCCAGGGGGGGGAGAAGUGGGAGAGACCACAGCAGUACGCUGGUGAUAUAACAAUGUCAGCUCAAACACAAUGCGUUAUUUACUCCCGUUAAUUCAAUCGAUCGGUCGAUUUAACCGAUGGCGUAGGAGUAGAGCUGAGCUGAGAGAACCGGGAAGAUUAUAUGAGACCAUUCACAGGGACGAGCUGAAACAAGAGACAGUGGAACACAGAGCUCAGAGAAAUGCACUCUGUUUAAUGAUGAACAGGGGAGACGUCUUCCUCAGUCGAACACCUCACGGUGAUACUGCUCUCGCUGCGCACAGAGACACAGUUAUCUGCUCUAUUUAACCUAUUGCAUUGGGAGGACCAGGGUCCCUACAGCAAUGGGACCAGGUCGGGAAUCAGUGAUGCAUUUCCCUGUGGGCUGAUUUUCACACCCGGCCCUCUCUGGCUCUGUGUUCCAGGUUUCACCACUCAGACAGCUUCAGAUAGAGAGCCUGGCUCACUGGUGUUGUGUGGCAGUGAGUGUCAGUGUUGGGAGGCCACACUGUAGGGUGUUGGUGUGUUCCAGCACUUAACUGAUUAACUUAAGCCACUGCUGGGCCCUAAUGUCCACACAGCCAGUUUCCAAGGCUUCAACUGGCCUCUUACUGAACGGGAAGCACAGACACUGCAGCCCUCCAGGAUAUGAGUUUGACACCCCUGUGCUACUGUCCUUUCUUUGUAAACGUUGAACAGUUGUACCGAUUUAAGUCUGAUCUAAGCUCUGAUCGAGGUUAAGCUCUGAUUUAAAUCGUCAUAGCUGGACAUGUCCUUUCAUUUCCAUUCAUUUACAUACACAGAGUUGCCAUUUUGUGAAGGAGGCUUGUCCCCUGCUCUUUCAGUCCAGUGCAGUGCAGCAGUGACCGAGCUGAUGAGAACCCACACUGAAGCACUUAUAGGAACAGACAGCAAAGCCACUUUUCUCUCUGGAUCUAUCACACUAAUGAAAUACCUUCGGAAUGAUGACAAUUAGACAAUUAGCGUGUAGUGUACACUUGUAGCAGAAUUUUGUCAUAAUUCACUUAGAGAAUUUCAUUUACUAGUUGUAUAUUAUCAUAUUUAUGUUUGUAUGUUUUGAUAUUCUGUGUCCUUAUUUUCUGCAAAGUAUUUGCCCUUUUUAUUUUCAGUCAUCUAUUUGGUUCUUUUUGCUUCCUUUGUUACUGUACAUAACCGUAGCAGAUGUUAGCUUUACUUGAAGGAAACUCCAUACCAUUUGCUGUGAAGACUUUGGUGGAGAGAAAACCUAUACUUUUUAUUGUGCUUGCGAUGACUGGUGUUCCUUUCUAUGUUUUGGUUUUUGAAUAAAUCUUAUUUAAACUAAGGGAAAAUGCA
Molecule: messenger RNA, 4073 nt
Organism: Conger conger (European conger)
Lineage: Eukaryota; Metazoa; Chordata; Actinopteri; Anguilliformes; Congridae
Gene: tuft1a
Product: tuftelin 1a
Exons: 12
Coding region: 350-1516 (388 amino acids)
Biological process (GO): intracellular signal transduction
Cellular component (GO): intracellular anatomical structure
Source: RefSeq, a predicted model, not a curated record